This is a messenger RNA of Nicrophorus vespilloides, 180 nucleotides long. Its product is annotated as transcription elongation factor 1 homolog. NCBI's taxonomy places the organism in Eukaryota, Metazoa, Arthropoda, Insecta, Coleoptera, Silphidae. The annotation marks the transcript as partial. Gene Ontology annotation, cellular component: transcription elongation factor complex. Gene Ontology annotation, biological process: transcription elongation by RNA polymerase II. Gene Ontology annotation, molecular function: RNA polymerase II complex binding. The transcript is spliced from 2 exons. The record is from RefSeq and is a predicted model, not a curated record.
AUGGGUCGCAGAAAAUCAAAAAGACAAGCACCGACAAGGAAGAAGGCCAUCGAACCGCUCGAUCAAGAGUUCAACUGUCCGUUCUGCAAUCAUGAGCAGUCUUGUGAAGUGAAAAUGGACAAGGGAAGAAAUACGGCGAGGAUAUCGUGCAGAGUUUGCAUGGAGGAUUACCAAACGACU